Molecule: messenger RNA, 1444 nt
Organism: Onthophagus taurus
Lineage: Eukaryota; Metazoa; Arthropoda; Insecta; Coleoptera; Scarabaeidae
Gene: prtp
Product: thioredoxin domain-containing protein pretaporter
Biological process (GO): protein folding
Cellular component (GO): endoplasmic reticulum
Molecular function (GO): protein disulfide isomerase activity
Source: RefSeq, a predicted model, not a curated record
UUUAAGUUGGCACAACUUGAGAGUCUUAUUAAACUGUCAAAUAAUUGUGUACUCUGAAAUUUAUAAACUUCUUAUAAGAUAAAAGCGAAGAUAAGAUACACUUUUUUUCAUUUACACAUGAAGUAAAAAGGUCCACGUAGUUCAGUUUCGUACCUAAUAAGAAAAUGAAGAAGUUAUUUUUCUUAUCAUCACUUUUCGUGGUGUUUCAACUCAUUUUAGCUCACGAAGAAGAUGUUUACACGGUUCAAUACAACAAAGAUAAUUUCGAAGAUGAAAUUGUUAAGAAAAAUCAUUUCGUUAUGUUUUACGCCCCAUGGUGCGGUCAUUGUAAGCGAUUAGCACCCACUUGGGAACAACUCGCUGAAAUGUUAAACGAAGAAGAUAGUAAUGUUCGUAUUGCUAAGGUUGAUUGUACCGUGGACAGUCAAGUUUGUUCUAGUCAAGACGUCACGGGUUAUCCCACAUUAAAGUUCUUCAAAGUUGGCGAAAGUGAGGCUGUUAAGUUUAGAGGGACGAGAGAUUUACCUUCUUUAUCUGCAUUUAUUAAUGAGCAAUUAGGAACGGAUAGCGCCGAUAAUGAAAUCUUAGACAUUCCACAACCACUUAAAGGACUUGUUGAACUCACAGAAGACUCUUUUGAUAAACACAUCGAAUCUGGGAAGCAUUUUAUUAAGUUUUACGCCCCUUGGUGUGGUCAUUGUCAGAAAUUAGCUCCAACAUGGGAGGAAUUGGCGAAAUCUCUCGAAUUUCAACCUGAUGUAACAAUAGGAAAAGUCGAUUGUACUCAAUACCGAUCCGUUUGUAAUCAACACGAAGUUAAAGGUUAUCCCACUUUGUUAUGGUUUGAAGAUGGCAAAAAAAUUCAAAAAUAUCAAGGUUCAAGGACACAUGAAGAUUUAAAAUCGUUCGUUGGCAAAAUGAUGGGUUCCGAGAACGAAGUGGAAAAUCCUAAAGGUGAUGGAAGAGGUGAAAGUCCCGUUGUGAUUUUAAAUGGGAAAAGCUUCGAUAGUGGCAUUGAAAAAGGAUUUGCUUUCGUUAAAUUCUUCGCGCCUUGGUGUGGUCAUUGUAAACGGUUAGCUCCAACUUGGGAGGAACUGGGGAAGAAAUUUAAAAAGAAUCCUAACGUCAACAUCGUCAAAGUGGAUUGUACGGUUGAUGAAAGUAAACAACUUUGCAGUGAUCAAGAUGUUGAUGGUUUUCCUUCGAUAUUCUUAUAUAAGAAUGGAAGAAAAGUUUCUGAAUAUAAUGGAAAUCGUAGCCUAGAAGAUCUCACAGAGUUCGUCAUUAAACACGCUGGGGGCCACGACGAGCUGUAGAAGACCUAAACAUCAUCAAACACCUAGUAUAUCAAUUUUUGUUUCAGAUUGAUAACCAUUCCUCCACUUCCUCAUUUUGAUUUUUGAACGUAAAAAAUUUUGUAGUGAAAUAAAAUUUUGUGAAAAAA